Molecule: messenger RNA, 1029 nt
Organism: Ochotona curzoniae (black-lipped pika)
Lineage: Eukaryota; Metazoa; Chordata; Mammalia; Lagomorpha; Ochotonidae
Gene: GRTP1
Product: growth hormone regulated TBC protein 1
Exons: 8
Coding region: 1-1029 (342 amino acids)
Source: RefSeq, a predicted model, not a curated record
AUGGAACCGAGCAGAUGCCAGCAGGACGUGCGGGACCCAGUUCCCAGGGUGGACGCGUACGGGUUCGAGCGGCCCGAGGACUUUGACUACGCCGCCUACGAGCAGUUCUCCGCCUCCUACCUCGUGGUUCUCGCAAGGAGAGCGGCCAAGUGGUCUCGGCUGCUGCGGGGCGGUCGCGCGGUUCGAAGGAGCGGCACAGUGAAGCGCUACGUCAGGAAGGGGGUCCCUCUGCAGCACCGUGCCCAUGUCUGGAUGGCCGUGAGCGGAGCCCAGGCCCAGAUGGACCAGAACCCUGGCUACUACCAGAGCCUCCUGCAGGGAGCCGGGAGUCCAGAGCUGGAGGAGGCCAUCAGGACAGAUCUGAAUCGGACCUUCCCAGACAAUGUGAGAUUUCGGAAGACAGCAGAGCCCUGCCUGCAGCAGAGCCUGUACCACGUGCUGCGGGCAUAUGGAGCGCACAACCCAGGGGUGGGGUACUGCCAGGGCAUGAACUUCAUUGCGGGGUACCUGAUUCUCAUCACCAAGAACGAGGAAGAAUCCUUCUGGCUGCUGGAUGCGCUGGUUGGAAGAAUACUGCCUGAUUACUACGGCCCCCAGAUGCUGGGCCUCCAGACUGACCAGCAGGUGCUGGCAGAGCUGGUCCGGAGGAAGCUGCCAGCCGUGGCCGCCCUGCUGGAUGGGCACGGAGUGUUGUGGACGCUGGUGGCAUCCCGCUGGUUCAUCUGUCUCUUUGUGGACGUCCUGCCCGUGGAGACCGUGCUGCGUGUCUGGGACUGCCUUUUCAACGAGGGCUCCAAGGUCCUCUUCCGCGUAGCCCUGACACUCAUCAAACAGCACCAGACACUGAUUCUGCAGGCGGCCAGUGCGCCCGACGUGUGUGACAAGUUCCAGCAGAUGACACGUGGCCCCUUUGUGACCGAGUGCCACACCUUUAUGCAGAAGGUGUUCUCCGAGCCGGGCAGCUUGCCCAUGGCAACCAUCACCAAGCUCCGGGAGACGUGCAGAGCCACGCUGCUGGCACAGGGCUGA